CGUCAGAUCAUCAUGAAAACGGAAGUUAUUGUACUUUUAGUAUUCGCAACACUUUUGCAACUCCCACGCCUCGUCAGAGGUUGUCAACUACAAAAUUCUGAAGACCGAAAGACAACACGAGCCUUCAAUUGUCUCGAAAAUGACGAAAACUCAUUAAUUUUGGAAGAAAAUUAUCCAGAAACAACAAUUUUGAACUUUCGCCCAAACGCUUCUUCCAUAAAAACAUUCCCAUCAACGAUUUUUGAGAAAUUUUCAAAGUUGGAAUCAAUUGUCAUGAGUUCAGUUGGCCUUGAGAACAUCGAAAGAGGAAGUUUUCAUGCUGCUGGAUCAUUAAAAAUGUUAAAUUUGGAGAAAAAUCGCUUACAAAAGAUCAUCGAUGAAAGUUUUCAAGGAGCUCGAGCCUUAAAAUUGCUAAAAUUAAACAAAAAUAACAUUUCAUCAAUCGAGGAAAAGGCUUUUAGUGGUUUAGAAUCACUUACGGAGCUGGAUUUGAGUCGAAAUGACAUCGAAUUUUUACCUGAAAACGUUUUUCGUGACAUUUCAACUUUGGAAAAAGUUGAUUUGAGCUUCAAUAAGCUUCAAACAGUGCCAAAAAAUGUCUUCAGCUCAUCGCCAAACCUGAAAUCGAUAAAAAUUUUCAAAAAUUAUCUUCACACAUUCGAUGUAAAUCUCGCAUCUGAUCGUACUUUCUGCUACUUGAACGUCGACAACAACUCAAUUAAUUAUUUUUCGUUAACCUUCACCCGAUUGAUUGAAGCAACAUCUGAUGACAUCGACUGUACACUUUACGGAAUUCAUGCAUCGCACAACGAAAUCCAACAUUUUUACGUGUCGCGCGAGUCAACAGCCGUUAAUUUGAUUGCCAUCAAUGGCAAUCGCUUGAAAAACUUGCAAAACGUGACUUUGCUCCCGGCAUUGACCAAACUCGACAUUGGCAACAACCCGGAAUUGGCUGAAGAUGCUUUAAAUGAUGGUUUGAAACUCUCCCGAGGAAUUCAAAGUCUUUCGUUGAAAGAACUGAACUUGACGAGAUUAGAUCCUGAAGUUUUUCUUAAACUCUCGAAGCUAACUGAACUGGAUUUAUCGAAAAAUCAAUUAACGAACCUCGAUUUGAACGUUUUUCCUGAUGGAUUGACGGAUUUUUACAAGUUGAACUUGGCAAAUAAUCAUUUAACAUCCCUCGAUGUCGAAAAAUUGCAGGAAAAAUUUCCGAAUUUAACUUUUUUGAACAUAAAAGGCAAUCAGUUCACACGAAAUCAGUUGAAAAGCAUCCUCGAAGCGUUGAAAAAUGUGACAGUGAUUCAAUAAAUGCUCGUUUUAUGCAAAAUUUUGCUCUACGUUGAAGAAAAUUCAUGAACCAAUGAGAAUCGUCGAAUGGGAAAAUAUCGCUCCUCCCAUUUUUUGUUUGGAAAAAUGGUAGAUUUAAAUCA
Culicoides brevitarsis is the source of this 1430-nucleotide messenger RNA. Its product is annotated as leucine-rich repeat-containing protein 15-like. Gene Ontology annotation, molecular function: protein binding. The coding region runs from base 13 to 1308 and encodes 431 amino acids. Gene Ontology annotation, cellular component: extracellular matrix. Lineage: Eukaryota; Metazoa; Arthropoda; Insecta; Diptera; Ceratopogonidae. The transcript is spliced from 2 exons. The record is from RefSeq and is a predicted model, not a curated record.